This is a messenger RNA of Stylophora pistillata, 1850 nucleotides long. RefSeq names its product putative ammonium transporter 3. The record is from RefSeq and is a predicted model, not a curated record. Lineage: Eukaryota; Metazoa; Cnidaria; Anthozoa; Scleractinia; Pocilloporidae. Gene Ontology annotation, biological process: ammonium homeostasis; ammonium transmembrane transport. Gene Ontology annotation, cellular component: plasma membrane. Gene Ontology annotation, molecular function: ammonium channel activity.
GUCAACCAGUGUUAACCUGAGACACUAAAAGCCUUAAAAAGAAAACUCAUCCUAGUAAAUGUAACAAAUAAAUUCGUUUACUGCCUUGGCUGUAGCGGGACAAUCGCAAUUUCGAUGGCGAGCACGACAGUCUCUCCUUUAGAGGGACUUACAGGAAGACCUAUCGGGUAUGAAGAUGCAACUUGGAUUCUCACCAGCGCCUUUAUCAUCUUCACCAUGCAGUCAGGUUUUGGACUCAUUGAAUCGGGAAUGGUUACGAUAAAAAACGAAACAAACAUAAUGGUCAAAAACGCCAUUGACAUCAUCUUUAGUGGUCUUUCUUUCUGGUUAUUUGGUUUCGGAUUAAGCUUUGGAGUGGACGAAGGUACGAACGCCUUCACAGGGGUCGGAUAUUUCCUUACAGAAGUGCCUAUCAACGAAGGAGAAGUCUACGCCAUGUACUUCUUUCAAAUGGCGCUGGCUUCCACAGCGACCACAAUUGUCUCCGGAUCUAUGGCUGAACGAACGAAUCUCAAAGCCUACAUGCUGUAUUCCUUCGUGAGUACGCUGACAACGUGUUUUCCAACUCACUGGAUCUGGGGCAAGAAAGGACUUCUUAAGGAACUUGGCGUCAUCGACAUCGCCGGCUGCUCUGGAGUGCACCUAGUCGGGGGAGCCGCGGGGCUCGCUGCUGCUGUCAUGUUAGGGCCUAGGUUAGGUCGUUUUGAUAACAACAAGAAAAGGCCCCAGCCAUGCUCCAUGACUAAUGUGCUGUUAGGAACGUUCAUGUUGUGGUGGGGCUGGCUGGGCUUUAACUGCGGCAGCACCUUUGGUAUAACUGGUGAAAAAUGGAAGUUAGCCGCUCGUGCAGCAGUCGUCACACUAAAUGGUUCAAUCGGUGGAGGUAUCGUCGCCAUUGCUUACAGCUACCUCCGAGACGCCGAAACAUUAGAUGUCCCAACUUUUGUAACUGGACUCCGUGGCGGUCUGGUAUCAGUUACAGGUAUUUGCGCUCUUGCCCGACCAUGGGAAGGCAUUGUGAUCGGACUGUUUGGUGGAAUGUUUGCGUGCUUACUGUCUGACGCCAUGAUUAAACUGAAGAUUGAUGAUCCGGUCAACUGCGUUGCUACACAUGCUGGAGCAGCAGUCUGGGGCAUGAUUGCUGUGGCUCUUUUUGCUGAACAAGAGAAAGACGAAGGAUUCUCUGAGGAAAAGGGCCUGUUUAAGGGAGGCAGCUGGCGACUGCUUGGUGUUCAGUUGCUCGCAUGUCUCGUAACAGCAGCUUGGGCAGUCGUGACAACAGUUAUUCAACUUUUUCUGAUCGAGAAGACAAUUGGAAUACGACUUACGCGGGAAGAAGAGUUACAGGGAUGCGACUUUGUAGAGCAUGGAAUCGGGGAAGAAACUGGGGACAAGGAACAGGGCGAGGAAGCCCUACAGAUGGAGAGCGCUAGCGCACCGGACCAUCUUAUUAGCUCCACUGAUAAACGAAAAGACAACGAGGGCUUACGAAAUUCGAACGAUCUGCGAUCGAUGUGCAGUAUGAUGUCGGAUGUGGAGGAACUUAUUGAGCAGGAAUUAUGUUAUCCUAUGAUUAAACAAAAGGAUACCGCGGACAAGUGUGUUCAAGUUAUCUCCGAACAUGGUGUGUUGAUAGAACUGUAAGAGAUUCUUGGGUAAGACAAAGAUGUAAAUACACAUAUUCUUUAACAUCUCAUUCGCACCAGAGUUUUGGCUUUAACCAUGAGAACACAAGCUCUUUCAUAUCAUAGUUACUUGCAGUAAUCCAUUUACAUAUGGCACGAUCCUCGCAGUAGAUAGCGCUAUUUAAGCAAUAGCGAAAAUCAGACCUGAAAAAAAUCAGGCCUGUA